AUGCCUUUCACUCAAGCUCUCAAGUUCACCUCAAAAUCUGUCGGCCAAUAUAGUGAAAUCCUUGAGCAUCUAAAACAAGUAAAAAUCAAUCUACCUCUCCUACAUAUGAUUUCCCAGGUUCCUACUUAUGCUAAAGUCCUAAAAGACUUGUGUACUGUGAAGAGGAAACACCAUGUCAAGAAAACUACUUUCUUGACUAAACAUGUGAGUGCUGUCAUUGAGCAAAAGAUCCCACCAAAGUAUAAGGACACUAGUUGUCCUACUGUCUCUUGCAUCAUUGGAAACCAUGAGAUUUCACAAGCCCUUCUUGAUUUAGGGGCUAGUGUCAAUAUCAUGCCGUAUAAUAUUUACUUGUCAUUAGGGCUAGGAGAGAUGAAACCCACAUCAGUAAGUUUACAAUUGGCUGAUCGAUCCACUAUUAAGUCUAGGGGAGUAGUUGAGGAUGUGUUCGUACAAGUUGACAAAUUUUACUACUCUGUUGACUUCUUGAUUUUGGACCUAAAAGUUGAUGUAAAUGUUAACUCCAAAAUUUCCAUAAUUCUUGGUAGACCUUUUUUUGCCACGGCUAAUGCUCUUAUCAAUUGCAGGAAUGGUCUAAUGAAACUAUCAUUUGGGAACAUGACCCUGGACAUCAACAUCUUUCACAUCAUGAAGCAACCUGAGGAGGAUGACGAGUGUCAUCAAACAUUCAUGAUUGAUGCACUCGUUUAA
Messenger RNA from Olea europaea var. sylvestris, 711 nucleotides. RefSeq lists its product as uncharacterized. The coding region runs from base 1 to 711 and encodes 236 amino acids. The record is from RefSeq and is a predicted model, not a curated record. Lineage: Eukaryota; Viridiplantae; Streptophyta; Magnoliopsida; Lamiales; Oleaceae. The transcript has a single exon.